AAGAGCUUGCAGAAUGUUCUCUGGCUUUGCAAUAUUGCGUAUUACACAUUGGAUCCGAGAGCUCAUCUCAAUGUGUGAUAUUACGGAUGUUGAUAAAUCAGUUAUGCUACUAUAAUAGAUGCUGCAGUCCAAAGUUCUCAAUUUAACCCUUUGAAUUAAAUAUUUAUUUUACUAAAAAUAGCGGAUCAUUUAUAUUUAUCAUGAAGUUUAAUUUAUCACUUACCCCAUGUUCUCUAAUUGUAGGAAAAUGUCCACAAUGUAUACGCAAAUAAUUACCUGGUCAUGGAUCCUAUUAAUUUCGAUGUGAAGUACAAUUGUGUAAAAUGGAAUGACAAAAAUGAAUCAACACUGGAUCUUACUGGAUCUUGCUGGAUCCAAGAAAAUAUUUUGACAUUUUUAUGCAUAUACUAGCAAAAUUAAAGUAAAAACAGAAGAUGUACUCUUCACGGGAUAAGACAUCAGACCCUUUUUAUAAACCUCACAAUACUGCCCAGAAGACAAGUGCUGAAAUAAUAAAUGAAGCUAGAAAUUCUCUUCGGACAUUGAAAACAAGAAGGCCGUUCACACCAAGAGAAGAUCAAAGAAAACUGUUUGGUCCUUUAUCAUCAAGGACAUCGGAUAACAGACCACCUUCCUCAUUUAGCCUGCAUUCCUGUAGCUUUGAAUCUCCUGAUUCGAGACCGGUGUCAGGAACACGCUUAAGCCCUUUGCCACAUAAGCCUAAGCUUCCAUCUUCUGAAACAGAGGAGAAGGUUAUACUAUCAGCCCCUCAGCCACCUUUGCAUGCAGUGCAACCAAAAAGGUCUUGUAGAACUCGGACACGCUUGUUGAUAGCUACAUCUCAUGAAAGUGUUUUGGCUGAUCCUAGUAUUCAACAAGUAUAUGGAAAGGGUUCGAAAAUCUCAAAACAAAUUCCUUUCAUAAAGGAGGAUGCUUCUGAACAAGACAUAGCUUCCGAUAACAACUUUGCAGACCAACCAAGCUCAAAUAUUGUUUGUAAGCCAGAAGCUCAAGGGAGAGCUGAAGUGACAUCAAACCCAACAUAUAAAAGCCGGCAUGCUGAUGGAAACCAAAGCAUAUCUCCAUCUUCUAAUGAAUCCAAGAAGGCCUUGCACAGAGGUAAAAUAGCUGAGGCUGAAUUAACAGUGGAUGAAUCAGAAACUGAAUGGGAGAGGAGUUACUGGAAUGAGAACAUUUUGCCUAUUCUACAGGCUCUAGAGGCAGCACAGCAAGAUGGGAACCUUGAAGAACUGUGCAGCAUGUGUAACAAGUUGUGGAAGACUUUGAAUGAUGGCAGCAUGUUAGGAAAGCGAUGCAAAAGGCGAUCUCACAUCUUGAAGUCUUUGUAUAAGUUGGUUGAUGUUGGCUCAGACAGACUUGGUCUUUCCCUGGCUAAGUUAAUUUUAGAGUUGAGAGUAAGUGGCAAAAACCUCUUGAAUAUCUGCAAGCUUGUAUUCAAAAUAAGCAGAAGUGACAACAAUGAUUGCCUCUUCCAAAAAGAGAACAUGAUGGGUGUGUUGCUUGAAGUCUUACAGAAUGAAGAUGCACAAGCUAAUAGUGAGGCUUUCUUGUACUGUUUGGGGACCAUCAAAUUCCUGUCUGGGAACACACUACUGCUCAAUGAAUUACUCAAAAAACAAGCAGUGGAAAUAUUGGUAGAGUUAAUGAAGCAGGUCAUCCGAUUAAACACCAUUCCAGAAAAUAUGACUUCAAAUAUGUGCCAUCUGCUAGUUCAGCUGACUGCAACAUUAAGGAACCUUGCUGAUAUUUCCCAGUCACGUCCAAAGUUUCUUUCAACAAAUGCUUUAAUGGAGUUAUGCAUUCUCUUGGAUUAUUAUAUACAAGAUAAAGAUAUAUGCACCAAUGUUUCUCGAAUAUUAAGCAAACUUUCUCUCUACCAUGAUUGCUGCAUGGCUUUGGCAGACUGCUCCAACUGUUAUGGCAUAUUCUUAUCCGUACUAAACAAACAUUCCAAUAAACAGGAUCUUCUUGUGCGCAUAGUUUUUACACUUGGGAAUCUAACAGCUAAAAGUGAUAUGGCUCGUAAACAAUUUUAUGAACUGGAAGGAAGCAUUAAAGCUCUUUUACGUUUACUGGACACUUACUGCAACCUUGAUAAAAAGACACAAAGUGCUAUGUCUUCUGCAAAGCAAAAACCCACAGGCCAAAAACAGCCAACUGAAGUAGAAGAUGUCUUAAUUAAAAUAGUAAGUCUUCUGGCUAACUUGUCUGUCCAUCCAAAAGUUGGUGAAGGCCUGGCAGCUGACAAGAACUGUGUGUUACAUUUGAUGCAGAUUCUAGAAUACAAGUCAAUUGAGGACUGUGAGGAACUGGUGAUCAAUACUCUUGCAGCAAUUGGCAAUUUGUCUUACUAUCAAAAUGACAGCUCUAUAAUUACCAAAAGAAGAAUGGAGAUUUCUAAUUUGCUAUUACAAUUAAUGCUAUCUAACAACAUGGAGGGAAUACUUGAAGCUACUCGAAUAUAUGGAAAUCUGUCUCAAUACCAGGAUGUACAGGAUUUCAUUUCGGAACAAAAUGUAUAUAAAUUCAUUGUUACCUUACUGGAUUCUGGACAGCAAGAUGUCUGCUUUUCUGCCUGUGGGGUACUGAUUAAUCUGGCUACAGACAGUAAUAAAAAAACUUUACUGAAAGAAGAAGGGGCCAUAAAAAAGUUGGUUGAGUGUUUGCGGGACUUGGGAUGUUCAGACUGGCAUCUAGCUGGAUUAGUGUGCAAAGCUUUCUGGAAUUUCAUGGACAAUUCAACAGAUGCAGGACUGUACCUUGGAUUAGAAGAGACCAACAAACUUAUGGAACUUUUGGCCACUUUCCUUGAUGGACAGAUUGCACUUGAUUGCCACUGGAAUGUAAACCUGAUGGACUACCAAAGGGAAUGCUGGGAAAUAGAAUUUAAACCUGUCGCUUCACUGCUGUUGGAGAAAAUUCGUAGCCAUCAUUUAUAUCUAGAACCUUUGCCAGGUCCAGUGUAGUCUCAAUGAAUGAAUGUCGUUUCUGUGACCUCCAGAAAGUGUGCCUUCUACCUUAUUGUGAGAUUCUGUAAUGUAUAGUAAUUUAUUGAUUGCAGAGCAAUUAUCUGUCAUGUGGAUCAUACAAAGUACUGUGAUUUAAGAAAACUUUCAAUUGUAAUUGUCCAUGAAGAAUAUAUGUAUAUGCACAUUUAUUAGCUAGGAAAGCUAAUUUUUUAAAAUGUUUGUAAACUUUGAUGUAUUUUAAACAAAAUUAAAAAUAAAUCUGCACUAUUUAAA
Molecule: messenger RNA, 3263 nt
Organism: Hyla sarda
Lineage: Eukaryota; Metazoa; Chordata; Amphibia; Anura; Hylidae
Gene: ARMC2
Product: armadillo repeat containing 2
Exons: 18
Coding region: 435-2987 (850 amino acids)
Biological process (GO): sperm axoneme assembly; cilium organization
Molecular function (GO): protein binding
Source: RefSeq, a predicted model, not a curated record